Molecule: messenger RNA, 1003 nt
Organism: Suillus subalutaceus
Lineage: Eukaryota; Fungi; Basidiomycota; Agaricomycetes; Boletales; Suillaceae
Product: uracil-DNA glycosylase-like protein
Exons: 9
Coding region: 50-916 (288 amino acids)
Biological process (GO): base-excision repair, AP site formation via deaminated base removal; base-excision repair
Cellular component (GO): nucleus; mitochondrion
Molecular function (GO): uracil DNA N-glycosylase activity
Source: RefSeq, a predicted model, not a curated record
ACGUGGUAGGCGCGACCAAGCGCGUCGCGUCUUGCUUUCAAUUCGUCCUAUGGCUUCAGUGUCACGAAAGCGCGUUGCCGCCAGUUCUGUGGACUCGAGCUCUACCAAAAGACGGAAGAUCCAGGCUGAAAGUUCAACGGUCACUGUCACAACAGGCGUAGAAGAAUCAUGUCAGGGCAGUGUACUUGACAUUAAAGCUGUCAUAGAGAACUUAGAGCGUGAGACUAUGGGAGGUUCCUGGAGGGCUGCAUUAGACAAGGAAUUCACGAAGCCGUAUUUCCAAAAGCUCAAAGAAUUCCUCAUUGCGGAGCAUCAUGCGCAUACCGUAUACCCAAAGCUGAACGAUGUUUACUCUUGGUCACGAUUGACACCACUUGGCUCUGUGAAAGCCGUUAUACUAGGCCAGGAUCCAUAUCAUAAUGUAGGACAAGCGCAUGGACUCUCUUUCUCCGUCCUCCCUCCAACUAAGCUCCCUGGCUCCCUGAGGAAUAUCUAUAAACAACUUUCAAGUGACAUCCCCACUUUCAAAGUCCCCACGUCUGGGGAUCUGACGCCCAUGGCAAAGGCUGGAGUUCUCUGGUUGAACACCUGCCUGACCGUACGGGCGCAUAAUGCCAACUCGCAUUCAAAAAAAGGUUGGGAGACCUUCACCGACGCUGUUAUCCGAGCGGUGCUCGACCGUCCGGACGGAAGAGGGGUUGUCUUCUUUGCCUGGGGUUUGCCUGCCCAAAAACUAUACGACAGACUUGGGAUUGACGAGGAAAAGCAUCUGGUGUUAAGAUCUCCACAUCCCUCUCCUCUUUCAGCCCAUCGGGGCUUCCUUGGAAACGCUCACUUCAAGAAAGCCAAUGAAUGGCUGCAGAAGACACGCGGAGAAGAGAUUGAUUGGACGGCUCUCAGUUCUGUUCCACCUUAGGCGCAGGUCGCCACAUCUUAACGACAUGAAUAUCAGUAUCUUACCUACAGGAAAGCGAAUGCAAUUGCUACACAAAAUAGAAUCAUU